Molecule: messenger RNA, 927 nt
Organism: Candoia aspera
Lineage: Eukaryota; Metazoa; Chordata; Lepidosauria; Squamata; Candoiidae
Product: olfactory receptor 9S13-like
Exons: 1
Coding region: 1-927 (308 amino acids)
Biological process (GO): sensory perception of smell; G protein-coupled receptor signaling pathway
Cellular component (GO): membrane
Molecular function (GO): olfactory receptor activity; odorant binding; G protein-coupled receptor activity
Source: RefSeq, a predicted model, not a curated record
AUGGAAAAUCAUACUGAAAUGACUGAAUUCAUAUUAAUUGGCUUCAAGGAUCAACCAAACGUGCAGAGAACUCUCUUCUUUCUCUUUUUGGCAAUAUACAUCAUCACCCUGAUGGGGAACAUAGGCAUGAUCAUAAUUACAACGGCUGAUGCCCAGCUUCAUAGCCCUAUGUAUUUCUUCCUGAAAAACCUGUCCUUUUUGGAUGUUUGCUACUCUUCAGUCAUCACUCCAAAAGCAAUGCUGAGUUUUAUAACUGGGAACAAGACCAUUUCCUACAGUGGCUGUGCAACUCAGAUGUUCUUAUUUUCUCUUUUUGGAACUACUGAGGCUUUUUUCUUGGCUGUAAUGGCAUAUGACCGAUUCAUUGCCAUCUGUAAUCCACUGCUGUACCAUAUCAUCAUGUCAAAGAAAAAGUGUGUUUGCCUCCUAUGCAUCUCUUACUUCUUUGGUUGUAUCAACUGCUGCACCCAGAUUGGUUCUACCUUCAGUCUGUCAUUUUGUGGCUCCCUUGAAAUUGACCACUUCUUUUGUGAUGUCCCAGCUGUCAUGAAAACCUCCUGCUCAGCCACUUUUGUGAAUGAACUUGUGCUCCUUUCAGUGUGUGGCUUUAUCAUUGUAACCACAGCCUUGGUAGUCCUAGUAUCCUAUGUCUACAUUAUUGGUACCAUCAUACGCAUACCUUCUGUCAAAGGAAAACAAAAAGCUUUCUCAACUUGUACCUCGCAUUUGAUGGCAGUCAGCUUAUUUUUUGGGACAGUUUUUUUUAUGUAUGCACAACCUGGGGCUUUGUCUUCUCCCAAUGAAGGAAAGGUUGUAUCACUGUUUUAUACAGUUGUCAUCCCAAUGUUGAACCCCAUCAUCUACAGUUUGAGAAAUAGGGAGGUUAAGGAAGCUCUGAGCCGACAAUUAAGGAAAAUUGAUACAUAG